Molecule: messenger RNA, 3687 nt
Organism: Oryzias melastigma (Indian medaka)
Lineage: Eukaryota; Metazoa; Chordata; Actinopteri; Beloniformes; Adrianichthyidae
Product: flotillin-2a
Exons: 11
Coding region: 187-1485 (432 amino acids)
Biological process (GO): protein localization to plasma membrane; regulation of myoblast differentiation
Cellular component (GO): plasma membrane
Source: RefSeq, a predicted model, not a curated record
AGUGUCUCCUGACUACGAUACUCUUUUUUUCAAUCGUCACCACUCUCCAUUUUGGAAAAAAAGGAAAGGAAAGAAUCUGUCGAUGAGAGGGGCGUGAGGAGGGAAACCAUUACUUAAAAGGGAGAAAGAAAAGUCUGUGAAAGAAAGCAGUUUUGUAUGUUUUGAACACACUCUUCGUUUGAUAGAAUGGGAAACUGCCAUACCGUGGGACCGAACGAGGCCCUUGUAGUUUCAGGUGGCUGCUGUGGUUCAGAUCAAAAAACGUAUGUCGUGGGAGGCUGGGCUUGGGCAUGGUGGCUCAUCUCUGACAUCCAAAGAAUGUCUCUGGAGGUUAUGACCAUCCUCUGUCGCUGUGAGAAUAUCGAAACCUCGGAGGGUGUUCCCCUGGCUGUGACAGGGGUGGCUCAGGUGAAGGUGAUGACAGAGCGUGAACUGCUGGGCUAUGCCUGUGAACAGUUCCUGGGAAAGACAGUGGUGGAGAUCAAGAGCGUCAUCCUGCAGACGCUGGAGGGUCACCUGCGUGCCAUCCUUGGUACCCUCACGGUCGAGCAGAUUUACCAAGACAGAGAUAAAUUUGCCUCCCUGGUACGAGAGGUGGCUGCUCCAGAUGUCGGACGCAUGGGAAUCGAGAUCCUCAGCUUCACCAUCAAGGACGUUUAUGACAAAGUGGAGUACCUGAGCUCUCUGGGUAAAACUCAGACAGCCGCCGUUCAGCGAGAUGCUGACAUCGGAGUGGCAGAGGCAGAGAGGGAUGCUGGGAUCAGGGAAGCGGAGUGCAAAAAGGAAAUGAUGGAUGUGAAGUUUGUUGCUGACACAAAAAUGGCAGACUCCAAAAGAGAGCUGGAAAUGCAGAAAGCCUCCUUCAAUCAAGAAGUGAACACGAAGAAAGCAGAGGCUCAGCUGGCCUUUGAGCUGCAGGCGGCGAAGGAGCAGCAGAAGAUCCGCCUGGAAGAGAUCGAAAUCGAAGUGGUACAGAGGAAAAAACAGAUCACCAUUGAAGAGAAGGAAAUCGACCGCACUGAGAAAGAGCUUAUCGCCACGGUGAAAAGACCUGCGGAGGCCGAGGCCUACAAGAUGGAGCAGCUGGCUGAGGGCCACAAAAUGAAGAAAGUGCUGACGGCUCAGGCAGAGGCCGAGAAGAUCCGCCGCAUCGGUGAGGCCGAGGCCACCUCCAUCGAAGCUGUGGGGAAAGCCGAGGCCGAGAAGAUGCGGCUGAAAGCUGAGGCUUACCAACAAUACGGUGACGCUGCCAAGACUGCUCUGGUCCUCGAGGCCCUACCCAAGAUUGCUGGGAAGGUGGCUGCUCCGCUGUCCAAGACGAAUGAGAUCGUCAUCUUGAGUGGGGAGGGCAGCCGCGUCACUGGAGAGGUCAACCGCCUGCUGGCUGAGCUCCCCGUUUCUGUCAACGCGCUCACCGGGGUCGAUCUGACCAAGAUCCCUCUGCUCCAGAAGAUCACCGGCCCUCAAUGCCAAGCUGCCAUCUGAUGAAGACCCGCUGGACAGAACCUUUUACUGUUUAUCUGCCUCAGUCAUGAAAACAUAUUUUUUAGCAAAAGACCCCUUAUGCAGCUGCAUUUGACAGGAAACAUUUCACACUUAGUGGUUGUUUUAUUUUGAAAUUGUUUUAGGGAGUUUUUAUUUUCCUCAGGAAAAUAAAGGCCGCUAGCGUGUUGUUUCUGUGCAGUGAAGUUCCUCCUGUUGUGUGCUGACGUUGUUGAGCCGUACAGGUCAUCUGAAGGCCAGUUUAACGGUUGUUUGGGAGAAAGAAGAAAUGUUUCGGCCGGGUGAACUUCCUUCUGGACUCUGGAGGAGGCCGUUUGGUGUUGGGUGUGCAGUUAGAAGCUCCGUGUUCGUUUCUUGAGGCUCAGUGAGGUCGCUCGCAGCUCCCUGGACUCCUUUCCUCCUCGCUUUCAGACUGUAGGCAAAGCUGUCUCCAGAUCUUUAUAGACAUCCUUGUGAUUGAAAAGAAAGUUUUAUAGUUUAUCAAAGUAUAAAUAUUUGAAUCACUUCUUGUAAGAUAAUCUUACCUCACAGUAAACUGUCUUGUUACCUGUCUUCUCAUUCUGAAGUGCAGUGCCUAUUAACCACUCAAGUGCUCAAACCUUUGUAAUGGUUUGGCUUUAUUUUUUUUUUGUUUUUUUAAUUCCCCGCUUGCUCUCAGUAGAUCUGCUUAUACUAACCUUAGUGUUGACUCAGCUCUUUUGUUGUGUGUUGUACACAUAAAGCAAACACAAAGCCAUAUGCAGCCUUAACAGAGACCCUGAUGGCGCUUUAGUUCCUCCUGCAUGUUGGUCUCUCAGGCUCUGACUUCAGUCCGUGUUCCGCCCCUCAAUUACCUUUUUUCUUCUUACACAUUGAAAUGGUUCAUUUUCACUUUUGAAGAUGUUGGAUUUACGGUAUGUUGUAACAGUAGAAGUAGUUUGGGAGAAAAACGUCCAUCGUUGGGAAAACAAAAAUGUAAAGAAAGCCUUUAAGGUUUGAUUUUCACACAGCACUUUUAGUGAAAUAUUGAUAUACCACUACUGUGUGAAUUUGUUGGAAUCAGAAGCAGCCAAUGAAAUGACCACUAGAGGGCAGAGUUUCUACAGGAUUUUCAUGAGCCUAUUUUAAACCCAUCCAUCUUCCUUGACCAGAUGACUGAAAACUGUUGACUUGCUGUGUAAAUGUAGAUUAUUUCUUCUUUUUAGUGAGGCCAUUUUUCUUAUCUUAAAACCAAAAGACACUCAAGACUUGUUUGUAGCCGGUUUGUUUACAUUUUUGCUCCCUUCUGUUUUAGACACGAUCUUCAUUUAGCUGUUUGUGAUGGGAUUUUUUUCUUUUUUUUUAUUAAAAAAUGUGUGAGUUGAUCAGGAACGUGCCAUUUACACCAACAGAGAUCACCUGAUAACCAUAAAUAUAUGCGACCUGCACGUCUUUCUACUGACGAAAGACACUUUUUUUUUUCUCUCUUUCUUUACAUGAUUGUUGCACCACAUCAAAACUGAACUCCAGAUUCUCAGACGACCAAGACUCUUCUUCUUUAUUUUAGGGAAAAAAGUGUUGCAUGUGACUUGUUGCUGCUGAAAGCUCACACAUAAACUACCUUCUUCGUUUCAAAUGUUAGCAUUUGUUUUGGUCGAUUUGUGCAGAAAGCUUUUUUUUCUUUUAAUACAUGCAAACGUGUGCAUUUUCACUGACCAAAGUGAUUGACAACCGUACAUACUAUGUUUUUCCUGACCCUCAUUUGAAGAAUGUGGUCCAUUCCAGCCAAACACAACCCCGUUUUAGUUCAGUAAAAGUCCUCCUGUGCUUUAGGUCGCCCUUCCUUUCAAACACAUAUUGGAUUAUACACUUUUAUAUACAAUUAUGUAAGGGGUUGUACGCUUCUUAUCGCCUCGUCUGUUUUCUUUGCCAUCAGCUUUGUGCUCAAGAGAACCUGCGUUUGCUUUAGAUAAUCAGAACUGAAGUAACUUCUGUUUCCUUCUUGUAGCAUGUGGGAAAAAUGACCAAACAUAUUACACCUAUGCCUUAACUUUCAUCUACGUCCUUCUGUUGUUGAAAUGUCUGUUUGACGUCUUGUUGGGACUUUGCUUCCCCUCAUGUUACACUGAAUUCUGGAGACAUGAACCAGCAUGUCUGUUUCAGCAUGUGCCCAUGGUGUUCUGUGUAUUCCGCACCACCCUCUAAUAAAUGAUAUAUAUCACCAAC